This is a messenger RNA of Oncorhynchus gorbuscha (pink salmon), 2189 nucleotides long. Its product is annotated as protein RUFY3-like. The record is from RefSeq and is a predicted model, not a curated record. Gene Ontology annotation, biological process: regulation of axonogenesis. Bases 380 to 1786 code for a protein of 468 amino acids. The transcript is spliced from 11 exons. Gene Ontology annotation, cellular component: cytoplasm. NCBI's taxonomy places the organism in Eukaryota, Metazoa, Chordata, Actinopteri, Salmoniformes, Salmonidae.
UGUUACCCAGCAAGUUUAUUAUCAGGCAGCCAUCUUGGUGUCUAUCAUCGGAGCAGCGACUCACAGCCUACUCUAUCUGAGCUAGCCGAGCGAGAGGAGAGGCAGAGCGUUGUUAUACCAGUACCCAGACCGCACCGCGCUGCAGAGACGAACAGAGGAGAGGGCAGGGCUGCGCACGGUGGCUUUUCUCCUUACUCAUCUGUAAAGGGAGGAGAGCGUGAAGGGCAAGGAAUAACAAACCCAGCAUCCAUCCAGCCUCCUCUUUUCACUCUCCCUUUGUUUUCAGCACAUAGACUGGCCUUACUUUGCAUUGCCUGUCUUUCUGGAGAGAGCUGCGUUGUUUCCAUUUGUCUCUCAGCCCUCUAUUCGCUGAGUCAUCAUGGCAGACCUGAUGGCCCAGCCCGAUGCCCCGACUCCCACCACCGACAAGAUCACGCAGGCCGCCCGGGAGACCAUCUACCUGUGUAACUUCCGCGUGUCGGUGGACGGAGAAUGGCUCUGUCUCAGGGAGCUGAACGACAUCUCCCUCACCCCAGACCCAGAGCAAGCCCACGAAGAUCCGAAGGACCCUAUAGCCAUCGAGCGGUUGAAUCUGAUGAACAUGGCUAAGCUGAGCAUCAAGGGUCUGAUUGAGUCGGCCCUGAACCUGGGCAGGACCCUGGACUCUGACUACGCUCCGUUACAGCAGUUCUUCGUGGUCAUGGAGCACUGCCUCAAACACGGACUCAAAACCAAGAAGACGUUCCUGGGGCAGAACAAGUCUUUCUGGGGGGCCCUGGAGCUGGUGGAGAAACUCACCCCUGAGGCUGGUGAGAUCACCGCCAGCGUCAAAGAUCUGCCAGGACUCAAAACCCCAUUAGGAAGAGGGCGGGCCUGGCUGCGAUUGGCCCUGAUGCAGAAGAAGCUGUCAGAUUACAUGAAGACCAUCAUCAACAGAAAGGACCUGCUCGGUGAGUUCUACGAGUCCAACGCUCUCAUGAUGGAGGAGGAAGGAGCCGUGAUCGCCGGACUGCUGGUUGGGUUGAACGUCAUCGAUGCUAAUCUCUGUAUGAAGGGAGAAGACCUCGACUCACAGGUCGGGGUGAUAGAUUUCUCCAUGUAUCUUAAGGAUGGUCAAAGCAGCAAGACGGCAGAAGGGGAUGGCCAGAUCACAGCCAUCCUGGACCAGAAGAACUACGUUGAGGAGCUAAACAGACACCUGAGUGCUUCCGUCAACAACCUGCAGGCCAAAGUGGACACUAUGGAGAAGUCCAACACCAAGCUCACUGAAGAGCUUGCAGUAGCCAACAACAGGAUCAUCACCCUACAAGAGGAUGUAGAACGAGUCAAGGAGGAGAGCUCCAACCAGUCCAGUCGCAAGGCAUCGCGGGCAGGGGACAGCUUGGCAGACGGUCAGGUGCUGGGGGAGGCACGCAAACAGCUCAAGGAGGAAACACAGCUACGAUUGGAUGUAGAGAAGGAGUUGGAGGUUCAGAUUGGUAUGAAGCAGGAGAUGGAGCUGUCUAUGAAGAUGUUAGAGACGGAUAUGUGUGAGAAACAGGAUGCUCUGGUUGAACUACGACAACAGCUAGAAGACCUCAGGUCCCUCAACCAGCAGCUAGCGCAGAAAUCCCAGAACUUGGAGGCGGGCGCCGAGCAGAAGAGUGAGGUCAUCAGUCGCUUGGAGGAGAAGACUAAUCAGAUGGCUGGAACUAUAAAACAGCUGGAGAGCAGUGAGAAAGACUGUGUGAAGCAGGCCAGAAGCUUGAGUUCUAAUGCAGGGAAACUGCUUCAGAAGCAACUAUAGGACUCUCCUCUCUUCCCUUUCUCUCCCCACAAUCACACCCACAUCAUAGUUUCAGAAAUCUGAUUCCCAAUCGAAACAUAAAACCAACCUUUGCAUAAUAUAGAAGUGACUAAGCUAGGGUAUUUAUUUUGAUAUGAUAUCUGUUGCGGUUAAACCUUUUCAUUUCUAACUGUUAAACAAUCUUUUGUUUCCUAAAACUAAACUCUCCUUAAACAGUUUUCCUGACAGCAUUAUUUUGAUUAGCAGCAUGGACUGGAGACAGGCUAGAGGGGGCCAGAGAGAGUCUAUCUUUCUGUUGUACUGAGACAGGCUAGAGGGGGCCAUAGAGAGACUAUCUUUCUGUUGUACUGAGACAGGCUAGAGGGGGCCAGAGAGAGACUAUCUUUCUGUUGUACUGAGACAG